CUCUACUGAUCUUUACGAAUUUUCCACCACCAACCAUGCAAGGAUUUUGCAGCCAGUUUUUUCGAAAGCUGCUGAAAAGCAACCAGUUGCGUCUAGUUGAUCCUAUAAUUCAAGCUAGACGUACUUUUGUAACUACUCAUCCUUUACAUAAUAACCUUCAUUCAAGCUUUACACCCGAUACUCAGCGACACAUAAAGAGCAAUUCAUCGGUUUUGCUAGAUGAACUGAAUGCCCAACUACAAGCUAGAAAGUAUAAGGAAAGCGUUGCCACGUUCGCUGGUCUCAAACCAUUAGGAGUCUUGGAUUCAUUUACGCUGACUAGAUAUAUUACAUUCCUUGUAAACCGUUCCAAGGGUAUUCGCGGCCGUGGAUCCGUUGAUAAAAACACAUUAGAUAAUCUAGACGAUAUAUUAAAGUAUGCUAUUGAACACCAAGAAGUGGCCACAGCUCAGUUUUGGUCAAGCAUGAUCAAGUCCUACAUCGAUUUGAAUCUUUACGACAAAGCCUCCUUGAUUGCCGACAUGGCAUUGAGCCACAUCGAGUACUUGCAUAAUGACACGAAGGUCCUUUCCAGUCUUUAUUUAUGUAUAUUACAUGCCAAGUUGCUAAACAACUCAACUUUUGAUCAGUGUAGUCAAAUUGGGUCAAGAAUUCAUGAGCAUCUUGGUGGACGAGAAGCUAUUGAUGAAUUAGUGGCUGUAUAUUUGAUUUACGCAGUGUUCCCUGAUCCUGCAAUUCAGACGAAAGCUCACCAAGCUCUCGUGAAUUUGAAGGGAUUAACUUCCUAUCAUUCUGAAAUUAUUCUGUCUGUACUCGCUCACAAGGAGUACUUUGAUGACGGUUCUAAGUAUUUGCUUAAGUCCAAUUUGAAUGACUACAAUCUCCCCUCAGUAUACACGACAGUAUGGUUUAUGCAAAAGAUGUUUGAACACGAGCAAUCUGUCUGGCCAUUGAUGCCAAUUUUGGAAUAUCACCUUGAGGUUUCACCACGCAACGUUAGUCGCUUGACGAAUUGCAUCCUUAGUUUAGCUCUCAAGCAGCCCAUCGGUAAUGAGAAAGAUCGUGGAAAGGUCGAAAAAUUUAUCAAUAACUUGCUCAACCGUGUUUUUGAAGAGAAGCGCUAUGAGCCAACUAUUGCUACUGCAAACGCUCUGUUUACCGUUGCUUCCCGUUUGCGUGAUGAGAAGUGGCUAUUUACUGCUCUCGAUUUGAUUUCCAAUUAUGAACUGGAGCCAUCUCAUGUAACCUAUCGCUCUUUGUUAAUUACAUAUACGAAUUUGCCCAGUACUUUUGAGCAAAUUAUUCAAACUUGGAGACAACUAGAAACUCUUUUUACGGAACGCUCGUUGCCAAUAACAGAAAAGGAACUUUCUAUUCUUUCUAACUGUGUAAACUCUCAACCAGAGCGUGAAAACCAAAAUGCCUGCUUGGAAUUUCUUGAACAACAGCUCAACAAAUACGUGACAAAGAAAGUAACUGCAUAGAUUUCAAGUUUUGUUAUAAUCUUUUUGACGUUUAGUUUACGGUUGUCUUUUGGUGACAUUAUUUACAUUUACGCAACUUAAAAUUAUAAUUGGCUUUUAUGGUUCCGUCUGAUUGUUGUUCUUUUGGAUUUUAGCUAUGACUCUCAUACAGUUUCUCGGAAAAUUUAGUAUAUAUGGCUGACUUUCAUCUGCUUUCAGUGCUAUGGGGAAGAGUAAAAUCCAAUGGCCCGCAUAACUCCCAAAAUUAAUUUGUACAAUUGGUCUGCUAGGAAGCAAGUAAUACUCCCUUCUUUAUUAAACUAAUUUUUUUUCUAUUUUUUGAUUACAGCAAUCCUUUGAAUGUUUAAUAUACCUCAUAAAUAAGAAUAGAAGUGAAUUUACCUAAGAUAUAUUUAUUACUUCCAGUUGUUCAAAAGCUUCCUUAUUCUUUUG
This is a messenger RNA of Schizosaccharomyces octosporus yFS286, 1916 nucleotides long. RefSeq lists its product as uncharacterized. The record is from RefSeq and is a predicted model, not a curated record. The coding region runs from base 36 to 1484 and encodes 482 amino acids. The transcript has 2 exons. NCBI's taxonomy places the organism in Eukaryota, Fungi, Ascomycota, Schizosaccharomycetes, Schizosaccharomycetales, Schizosaccharomycetaceae.